AUCUCAAAAAAUAUAUUAAAAUUAUUUAUUUUUAAUAUUAAAAAGAAAAAAAAGCUAAAAGAAAAAUGCCUGAGAGAGAAGAACACUGAGACUGAGACUCGAAGACUUUCUCUGUAUGAAGCUCCAAAAUUUUCCCGAGAAAAUAACCAGCCUUUUGCAAUCCUAACUAGAUAAGCAUUGUUAGCUGGGGAGUAAAGAGUUUACAUUUCAGAACUUACUUUGAGAUUGUUUGGUCAUGGGAGAGGAAGAUACGGUGGCUGAGGGAGCUGAGACUGUGGCAAAUGGGACUAACCCGCUGGAAAAAACCAGUGACACUGUGACUGAGAAGAAAGUGGAGGAGGUAAAUGAUAAGACAAAGGAAAAAGAUAUAAAGGUGAAUGAUGAGCCAAAGGAAAAGGAAAAGGAAUUAGAGGUAAAUGAUGAGCCAAAGGAAAAGGAAAAGGAAUUGGAGGUAAAUGAUAAGCCAAAGGAAAAGGAAAUGGAGGUAAAUGAUGAGUCAAAGGAAAAGGAAGUGGAAGUAAAUGAUGAGCCAACGGAAAUGGAGGAAGAUAAAAAAGAUGUCAAUAAAGAUGAAGCUGAGAAAAUGGAUGAAGACCCCAAGGGAGAUGAAAGCAUAGAUGAGAAAGAAAAAGAAGAAGCAGGGGAGCCUAAAGCUGAACUGACGAAAGAAGAAACUCCAGAUAAAAAAGAAGAAAAGAAAAAAAAGGACAAAGUUAAAGAAGCUGCAGAUGAGAAGAUUGGUGUGUCCAAGGAAGAAGAGCAGGAUAAGGAUGAGAAACCUGAAGAACCUGAGGAGGAAAAAGAAUCAAAGAAGCGUGUCAAAGGGAAGAGGUCAGAGAAAACUAAGAAGGAGAGGAAGGUGGUGGUGGAAAAGGAGAAAGAGCCAAUAACUCCUGUAAGUGAUCGCCCUGUACGAGAGCGCAAAUCAGUUGAAAGGCUGGUGGCGACUGUUGAUAAAGAAUCUGUCAGGGAAAUCCAAAUUCCAAAGGGCAAGGGUACACCACUGAAAGAUAUACCCAAUGUGGCUUUCAAAUUUUCAAGGAGAAGAACAGAUGACACUUUCAAAUUACUUCAUUCGAUUCUUUAUGGUAGAAGAGUAAAGGCAUUUCAGAUCAAGAGUAAUAUAUCUCGGUUUUCAGGUUUUGUGUGGCAUGAAAAUGAGGACAAGCAAAAGAACAAAGUGAAGGAAAAACUUGAUAAAUGCGUCAGAGAGAAAUUGCUGGAAUUCUGUGAUUUGCUUGACAUACCAAUUACCAAAACUACAACUCGUAAGGAAGAUAUUGUUGCAAAGCUGAUAGAAUUUUUGUUGGCCCCUUGUGCUACUACAACUGUGUUACUUUCCGAAAAAGAGAAGUCAGAUAAAGGGAAAAAACGUAAGAGAGUAGCGAAAGGAAGAUCGUCGAGGGGCUCAUCUGCAAAACGCUCAGUUAAGAGAAAGAAUGAGGACACUUCAAAAGCAGAAGCCAAAAGUCAUGGAUCUGAUUCGGAAGAUGAAUCUGAAGAUGAAGAAGAAGAAAACAAAGAAGAAGAAGAUGAAGAAAAUGAGGUGGAAAACGAAAAUGGUGUUCCGGAAAAAUCUGAAGAUGAGGUUAGUGAGCAUUCUAGAAGUGAAGAGAAAGAGGAAUCAGAAGAGGAAUCCGAAGAAGAGGUAAAAAAACGUAAAAGAAGUUCUAAAAAAACUCCUCAAAAGAAAGAAUCUGCUGGAAAAGCUAAAAGCAAGAAAAUAACUGCUUCACCUAAGUCCAGCCCCCCACCUAAGAAAACACCAAAGAAAUCAUCAAAGCAGUCUAAGGAUGAUGAUGACAGUGAUGCAAGUCCAAAGGUAUUCUCAAGGAAGAAAACAAAUGAAAAGGUUGCAAAAGCCCCGUCUACAGCAAAAAGGACCCCGAAGGAGAAACCAGGGAAAAAGACUGCUAAGGGAAAGGACAAGAGCAAACAGGAUAAAUUGAAGCCAACUGAUGAUGAGCUGAGAGAUGCAAUAUGCGAAAUCCUUAAAGAAGUCGACUUUAAUACGGCUACUUUCACCGACAUUUUGAAGCUACUCGCUCGGCGAUUUGAAGCGGAUCUGACACCGAUGAAGUCGUCUAUAAAGCUGAUGAUACAGGAGGAGCUUACAAAACUAGCUGACGAGGCAGACGAAGAAGAAGAAGAAGAUGGAGAAGGCAAUGCAGAGAAGGAUAAAACUCAGUCUGGUGGGCAAGAAGUAGAAGCCUGAUAUGAACAAGAUUGGAAUAGGAGUUGGUGGGGACUAUGAAAGUAGUAGUAUAACAAUAAUUUUAUUUCCUCUUUUGUCCUUUUGACUUAUUUGUGGAUGACAUGCAUGUUAGUGUAUCAAGUCCCUUUGAGUAGUCUUGUCUGUAAUCUCUUUGUUUAGUAUUUUUAUUUGGUACAACAAGCAAACUAGUGAGAACUAAACUAAGCCUGUGAAAGUGUAGCUUUUCAAUGUAACACAUUUAACAUAUUUUGUAGGAAUUUUUAUUUAUUUUUAAUAGAACUACUGACACUUUGUGGAAGAAA
Molecule: messenger RNA, 2517 nt
Organism: Humulus lupulus (European hop)
Lineage: Eukaryota; Viridiplantae; Streptophyta; Magnoliopsida; Rosales; Cannabaceae
Product: DEK domain-containing chromatin-associated protein 4
Exons: 12
Coding region: 236-2215 (659 amino acids)
Biological process (GO): chromatin organization; regulation of double-strand break repair
Cellular component (GO): nucleus
Molecular function (GO): histone binding; DNA binding
Source: RefSeq, a predicted model, not a curated record